CGACUAAUCAACUGACACCAACACAUCCUGCUUAAUCGACAUCUAUCAUGUCCAGGAAUAACACUCAAAUGCACAUCACAAGCUCUCAAUUAGAAGACGGAUUUCCAUCGAUUACCAACAAUUUUCUGACAGUGACAGUGAACUUCAACUACGAUCCAUCGAAUCCUUCUGAGCCACCAACAAAAGUCCUGGAGAAGAUGAGUGAUCUGAUUGGCCAACAGAUUGCGAAUCUUCAAAAGGGAAAGGCACCAAAGGCAAACGACGACAAGAGCAAAGGUUCCAUGCCUACCGUUGAAUUCUCUCGGACCCAGUCCAUGACUACUCAACAAAGUUUGGAGGACGAUGAUACUCAACGAGAAAAUGUUCCUCUUGAAAAGAAAAAGAAGGGGAAAUACAGUUCGGAGUACGCUAAUCUUUUGGUGGAAAAGCCAACUCGUUACCGUUUGGUUCCAUCGAAAAAUGUGAAAGUAGUUCCAGAAGAUGAGCUCCCGAAGAAAAAGUUUGACAAGGAUCGGAAGAGAAGAGAGUACGUGGAAAUUGGAAAACUGUAUUCUAAAGAACCAAUUAUUGAUGAAAGUGAAGUUUUGAAAAAGGAGAAAGGGAAUACAAAGAGAAGAAGCAAGGAGACAGACCGUGCACCUUAAUAACUUAACUAGAACUAACAUUAUUGAUUAACUUGAAUAAAUAAUUU
This is a messenger RNA of Caenorhabditis elegans, 691 nucleotides long. RefSeq names its product Reverse transcriptase domain-containing protein (gene R09E10.2). Bases 48 to 644 code for a protein of 198 amino acids. The transcript has 2 exons. The record is from RefSeq and is marked reviewed. NCBI's taxonomy places the organism in Eukaryota, Metazoa, Nematoda, Chromadorea, Rhabditida, Rhabditidae.